AUGAGUCGUAAUAGGCGUAUAUUAGAAUUAGCUUUGAAAAAUAGUGAAAUAGACGCUGAACCUGAUAUGGAACAAAAUUUAUUUUCUGGCGAGAUGGAAAACUUAGACAUUGUUGAAAAAGAUUUUGAUGUCACAGAAAACCCUUUAUGUGCAAAUACAUCAUAUGUAUCACCCGAUGAAAUACUUAUUCAAUAUGGCAAUCAUUUAUUCGAAUUUAAAAGAAUGUUACGGCCUGGUUGUAGCAAAUUUCUAGACCCGAAUGGUAGUGAUGUAGAGUCUAGUGGUCAUAGUGAACCUUUCUCUGCCGAUGUGUCCGAAUAUGUACCUUCCAGUUCUGAAGAGAUACAAGCUACCGAGAGACAAUAUCGAGAAGUAUUCUACAAUGAAUUUAACAUAGAUUUCUUAAAUCUCAAGAAAGAUCUAUGCGCAACUUGUGAUAUUUAUAAAAGAGCUUCGAUUGAACAAAGGGAAAGUUUACAGCCUAAUUAUACUCAUCAUGUCGCUUCUAAAAUUGUGGUGCGUGAAUUCAAAACGCAAAUUAAGUCGCUUGCUCAAUGUAGUAACUUAGUAGUUGCGGCAUGUUUUAAUCUCCAGAAGAUCUUAUCCACUCCAAUGUCUUCAGCAUCAUACUAUAAGCAAAAACUCGCCGUCUACAAUUUUACAGUCUUUGAUUUGGAAGACAAUAAAGGACACUGCUAUGUUUGGGAUGAGACUGUUGGCCGGAAGUGCUAA
This is a messenger RNA of Diabrotica balteata, 732 nucleotides long. The record is from the annotation of a GenBank genome assembly. NCBI's taxonomy places the organism in Eukaryota, Metazoa, Arthropoda, Insecta, Coleoptera, Chrysomelidae.